This is a messenger RNA of Acanthosepion pharaonis, 2262 nucleotides long. NCBI's taxonomy places the organism in Eukaryota, Metazoa, Mollusca, Cephalopoda, Sepiida, Sepiidae. The record is from the annotation of a GenBank genome assembly.
AUGUUCUUCAGCCAAGUACGGCACUGCAGCGACGGAUUUUCCAUCCUGGUCUCUCGUCAUCCUGGCUCUUAUCGAAGCACCCGUACGAAAAUAUCAGCACAAGGGAAACCGUGUAGCUGGAUAAAUGACAUCUGGAUGGACAUGGCGCAACAUUCUUCUCCAAACCAGAACUCUCUUUCUCUCACAGUCACAGAUCAUGCCAUUGAAAGCAAUGAAGUCGAUUCCAAAUGUGAUAGCAAUCAAAAUGGGAUGGAUGGGAAGGAUGACCUGAAAGUGCUGACAGGAGAUUCUGGUUUGGCCCCUGGUCAGCAUUACUUGAUUGUCACAAGGGACACAGCAGCUGCCCUUGGUGUAGGAACUCUAGAAGAUGAUGGAACUACUGAAUCUGGUUCCAAAAGACUUCGACUUUCAGGUGAUGAUGGCCAGACCUAUGUCUUUACUGUUACAGGCAAUGUAUUUAUUCCUUCAGCAGAACCAUCACCCAAUAUACAAGGAGACCACAAAGUGACCGAGGCUUCUAAGCUGCAGGCAGCAACAACAGCAACAAGUAGCACUCAAAGUCGCAGUUCUGGCCGAUGCUCAAACAACGACACAUUUGUCACACAAGCUUGGUUUACUACAAGGAAUGACAAAACUGCUUUGCAAAAUAAAGGGCAUUCUUGGGUUCAAGGGCAGUGGACCAAAGAUGAAAUAGAAUUAUUGCAAGCCAACAUUAAUAGUUAUUGUAAGGACAACAAUAUCAAUGACCCAACUGAAAUAAUAUUUGAAAUGUCUAAAGAUGAGAGGAAAGACUUUUACCGAACAGUUGCCAAGGGACUAAACCGUCCUCUGUUCUCUGUGUACAGACGAGUGAUACGAAUGUAUGACCAAAAGAAUUAUGUUGGCAAGUACAGUCAGGAUGAAAUGAUUAAACUUAGAGAGUUGCAGUCAAAACAUGGCACUGACUGGGCGGCUAUUGGUGCUGUGUUGGGACGAAGUGCAUCUUCUGUGAAGGACAAGUGUCGACUGAUGAAGGAUACAUGUAACUCAGGAAAAUGGCUUCCUGAAGAAGAAUGUCGCUUGACAGAUGCUGUGUGUGAGUUGACAGGAGCCCAACCUGGAGAGAAUAUAACUCAUGGUUUAUCAUGGGCAGCAGUAGCUGAAAGGGUGGGAACACGGUCAGAGAAACAAUGUCGAACAAAGUGGUUAAACUACCUCAAUUGGAAACAGCAAGGAGGAGCAGAGUGGACCAGAGAAGAUGAUAUCAAUUUAAUAUUAAAAAUGUCAUCUUCAGGAGCUACUGAUGAGACACAAUUAGAUUGGAAUGAAUUAGCAAAAGACUGGCCAAGUGUCCGUUCUCCUCAGUGGUUACGAGGAAAAUGGUGGUCUUUGAAGCGACAUGUUGCUGACUAUCAACUGUUAUCAUUUACAGCACUUGUUGAUUAUUUGAAAGUGAUUCAUCUCAAAAAUGUUCGAUUGAAGAAUCCAGUGAAUAACAAUCUUCGAGUAGCCAAAGUAGACCUCCCUCGGACAAAUGCUAUUAGCGCGGACAUUCCCUACCCUACUUCACUUCCAAUUGCAAACUCAAGUACAAUUAGUCAAGUUGACAGUAAUGAUGUGAGUAGUGAGGGAGCCCUGCAUACCUAUGAAGUCCUCCAACAGUUAGCACCUACCAGUUCCAGUGCCUUCCUUAUAACGCAGCCCCAGAACAAUCCAGCCAUAUCUCUGACAGGCAGCAUGACCACAGACCAUAUCAUUGUGCAUACACUACCAGUUUCUCAGUCAUCAAGUCCUGGGUCUAAAGUGAAUGAGAAUGUCACUGUGCAAAUCAACCCUCAACCUCAAGUUAUAAUUGGUUCUGGUGAUGGUUCCGACACAGUGAUCUCCCUUGAUAACUCCGCGAUUGACCACAGUGUGCCUCUAGCAGACAAUAUCAGCCAUUCGGAUUCUGAUAUCCAUUGUCUAUCUCAGUCAGAUCAAGAUGCUUGUGAAAUUGGACAAUCAGAACUUGAUGCUCAGGACCAGAUUUCUAAUCAAAAUGAUCUUCCUCUAAAUCCAAAUAACCUUGAUUCUAGUAUCAGCCAUUCUGAAAUGGAAAACACGUCAGCAGAAUCAGAUUUAGUGAUGGUCACUUCUGCAUCUUCCCACUAUGUACAGUCAAGCACCACAAAGCAAGAGCUUAUGUCACUUCCAGUUGAAAUUUUAACAACAGAUGGAGAAAAAGUAUUAUCCAGUGAUUUAACAAACAAUGUCCUCCCAGAAGAUAACAGCAGUGGUCUUUGA